Rhododendron vialii is the source of this 3072-nucleotide messenger RNA. Its product is annotated as alpha-glucosidase. The transcript has 5 exons. Gene Ontology annotation, molecular function: hydrolase activity, hydrolyzing O-glycosyl compounds; carbohydrate binding. Gene Ontology annotation, biological process: carbohydrate metabolic process. The record is from RefSeq and is a predicted model, not a curated record. NCBI's taxonomy places the organism in Eukaryota, Viridiplantae, Streptophyta, Magnoliopsida, Ericales, Ericaceae. Bases 5 to 2875 code for a protein of 956 amino acids.
AAGAAUGACAAAAUCAGGCACUUUUUAUUUUAUUUUAUGGCCUUUGUUGCUGGAUUUUCUCACAAACCCACCGACGGCGAGAAUGAGAAUUCAACCGAGUCCUAGAGAAAGAAGAUUCUCUUCCAACUUCCAUAUCCUAGUCCUAGUACUGCUAAAACUACUAGUCUUCCAUUUCUCAGUUAUUACUAGUUGUUUAUCUGCUCCAACAAAAUCAAGUCAAUUCCAAGAAGAAGACGAAGGAGGAGGAGGAGGAGAAGAAUCCGUAAUUGGGUACGGCUAUGAAAUCCGAUCGAUGGCCGGCGAUGCCUCUGGGAAGUUGUUGACCGCGGAUCUUCAACUCAUCAGGAACACUAGUGUUUUUGGGCCUGACAUUCAGAGUCUUAGCCUUAUUGCCAGCUUUGAGGCGAAAGAUCGCCUGAGAAUCCGAAUCACAGACUCCAACCACGAGAGAUGGGAAGUACCCAAACAAAUCCUCCGCCGCCCCACCCCUUCCCUCUGCCACUCCGUCGGCGAAUACCACCACCCCACUCCUCCAAAAUCCCAAAACCACUACUCCCUCUCCUCCCCCAACUCCGACCUCAUUUUCACCCUUUACAACACCACCCCCUUCUCCUUCUCAAUCUCCCGCUUUUCCUCCUCCGACACCCUCUUCGACACCUCACCCUCUUCCUCCUCCACAUACCUCAUUUUCAAAGACCAGUACCUACAGCUCUCCUCCUCCCUCCCCUCCCACCGCUCCUCCCUUUAUGGCCUCGGUGAACACACCAAGAAAUCCUUCAAAUUAACCCCUAAUCAAACCCUAACCCUGUGGAACGCAGACAUUGGGAGUUCCAAUCUCGACCUCAACCUUUACGGCUCCCACCCGUUCUAUAUGGAUGUUAGGUCGCCGGAUUCUGACGGUAGAGUUGCACCGGGGACCACACAUGGUGUGCUAUUGUUGAAUAGUAAUGGGAUGGAUGUUGUGUAUACUGGUGAUAGGAUUACUUAUAAGGUCAUUGGGGGUAUUCUUGAUCUCUAUUUUUUUGCGGGACCUACUCCGGAGAUGGUGGUUGAUCAGUACACAGAGCUCAUUGGCAGGCCGGCACCAAUGCCGUACUGGUCUUUUGGAUUUCACCAGUGCAGAUUUGGAUAUAGGAAUGUUUCUGAUGUUGAGGGAGUGGUUUCUGGCUAUGCUAAAGCUGGAAUUCCGCUAGAGGUUAUCUGGACAGAUAUUGAUUACAUGGAUGGUUAUAAGGAUUUCACACUUGAUCCUAUCAAUUUUCCUUUUGACCAGAUGAAGAAUUUUCUCGGUACACUCCACCAUAAUGGUCAGAAACUCGUGCUCAUCUUGGAUCCGGGAAUCAGUGUAAACGAGACAUAUGGAACCUACAUCAAAGGGAUGCAAGCUGACAUCUUCAUAAAACGUGACGGUAUCCCUUACCUGGGGGAGGUUUGGCCGGGGCCCGUCUACUUCCCUGAUUUCCUACAUCCUGACGGUGGAAUAUUCUGGGGUGAUGAGAUCAAUAGAUUCUGGAAUCUUGUCCCCUUUGAUGGCAUAUGGCUAGACAUGAAUGAGAUAUCAAAUUUCAAAACUUCCUCCUCAACUCCAUUCUCGACACUUGAUGACCCUCCCUAUAAGAUAAACAAUUCCAAAGGUCAUCUGCUCAUAAAUAAUACUAUUCCUGCGACGGCUCUACACUUUGGUAACAUCACAGAGUACAAUGCCCAUAACCUUUACGGAUUCUUGGAAUCAAUUGCAACUAAUCAGGCCUUGAACAAAUUAAGUGGUAAAAGGCCGUUUAUACUGGCUAGAUCAACUUUCGUGGGCUCUGGCAAGUAUACAGCACAUUGGACUGGAGACAAUGCCGCCACGUGGGAUGACUUGGCAUACUCAAUCCCAAGUAUCUUGAAUUUCGGACUGUUCGGAAUUCCUAUGGUUGGAGCAGAUAUUUGUGGUUUUUCUGGAGACACUACUGAAGAGCUUUGCCGACGUUGGAUUCAGGCAAGGGCCUUCUAUCCCUUUGCAAGAGACCACUCAGACAAGGGCAAAACCCGUCAAGAGCUCUAUCUCUGGGACUCUGUUGCUGCCACAGCCAGAAAAGUCCUUGGGCUCCGCUACCGUCUCCUUCCCUAUUUUUACACGUUAAUGUACGAGGCUCACAAAGUAGGAACCCCUGUUGCACGUCCACUUUUUUUCUCAUUCCCACAGGACACAGCAACUUACGAAAUCAACUCACAAUUCCUAAUUGGAAAAGGUUUAAUGGUGUCCCCUGUCCUGAAGCCAGGAGCGGUCUCAGUCGAUGCUUACUUCCCAGCCGGAAACUGGUUUGACCUCUUCAACUAUUCCAACUAUGUGAGUGUAAAUCCAGGGAAUUAUCUCACGCUCGACGCCUCACCGGAUCAUAUCAACGUGCAUAUACGGGAAGGGAAUAUAAUUGCAAUGCAAGGAGAAGAAAUGGUAACAGAAGCCGCUCGGAAAACCCCGUUCCAAAUAUUGGCAGUCAUGAGCAAAAGUGAAAACAGCAGUGGGGAGAUAUUUUUGGACGAUGGAGAGGGAGUGGAGUUGGGGGAAGAGGGAGGGAGGUGGACUUUGGUGAGGCUUUAUGGUAGGUUUAUCGGGAAUACGGUGAUUGUUGGAACUGAGGUGGUGAAUGGGGAAUUUGCGUUGAGUCAGAAGUGGAUUGUGGAAACGGUGACGUUUGUGGGGUUAGAAAAAUUCAAAGUGUUGAAGGAUUAUGAGGUAAUUACCAAAUCGAGUGUAGGAGUGCAGGGGACAUCUAUUUGGAAAAGUUAUGAUGAGGGUGGGGACUUUGUUACGGUGGUGGUAUCCAGGAUGUCACUGCUUAUAGGAGAGGAGUUCAAGAUAGAGCUCGAUAUCAGUACAGUGGAGAACUGAAAGCAUUGCUAAUUUACUUACUAUCUGGCUAAGUAGUAUAUGAAUAGAGAAGUUUCCAUUAUUCCUUAGUUUUUUGGGGAAUUUCAAACUUUUUAUGGGUAUUUAAUUGAUGCAUCACUUUAAAGUGGGAACCGCCUUUUAAAUAUUGUAACAUUUAUUUUAUUUAUAUCGGAACUUAAAAGAAUGAUUGUUCCAAA